GUGACCAUGCGUGUGGUGAUUGUCUUCCUCUUGUCUGCCCUGCUUCCACUCUCUCUCUCCCAUGGACGGGACCCCUUUGCCUGGCUGUACAGUCGGCAGAGCCAAGGAUACUAUUAUGGCUCCCUGCAGGCAGACACCACAGGAGGGGCAUGUCCAGAUGAGUGUGACUGCCCCCCCUCCUUCCCGGUCGCCAUGUACUGUGAUGGGCGGGGCCUGACAGCUAUGCCAACCAUCCCCUCCUACGUGAAAUACGUGUACCUCCAAAACAAUGCCAUCACAGCUGUGCCCGACUCAGCUCUUGCCAAUGCAACCAGUCUGGUGUGGCUCAUGAUGCAUCACAACCAGCUGACAUCUCACGCCAUUGGCAAGAAGGCAUUUCUGAAGUUGGCGGGACUAGAGCGUUUAUACCUGCAACACAACAAUCUGACCAGCAUUCCUUCAAACCUCCCUCGUACCCUGCGAGACCUGAGAAUAAACCACAACAAGAUUGAAAAGAUAACACCUGCAGACCUGGAGGGAAUGGACAACCUCACUAUACUGUAUCUCCAUGACAAUGCUCUCACAGACAUGGGUACAUCACUGAAAGCCCUGACAUCCCUCACACUGCUGGACAUCAGCGGCAACAAGUUGACAAAGGUCCCAGAGGCACUCCCACAAGAGCUGCACCAACUCUACCUGGACUCCAACUCCAUUGAUUCUCUACCAGAGAGCUUCCUGGGCCAUUUCACUCAGCUGCAGUAUGUCAGGAUGGCCCACAACCAGCUAACAGACAAGGGCAUUCCUCCCAACACCUUCAAUGUGACUGGGCUGGUGGAGCUGGACCUGAGCUUCAAUAAACUGGAGAGAAUCCCCCCAGUGAGCACCACACUACAGCAUCUUUAUCUGCAAGCCAACCAGAUCAAAGAGUUCACUUUGGGUAGUUUCUGCAGCGUUAUGGAUGUGACCAACUUCUCCAACCUGCGGACUCUGCGUCUGGAUGGGAAUGAGAUCAGUCGCCAGGACAUCCCUUCAGAGUCAUCCCUCUGCUUGCGCCAGGCUUCCACCAUUGACGUCUAA
Molecule: messenger RNA, 1056 nt
Organism: Chelmon rostratus (copperband butterflyfish)
Lineage: Eukaryota; Metazoa; Chordata; Actinopteri; Chaetodontiformes; Chaetodontidae
Gene: fmoda
Product: fibromodulin a
Exons: 5
Coding region: 7-1056 (349 amino acids)
Molecular function (GO): protein binding
Source: RefSeq, a predicted model, not a curated record